AUGUUGUGCUUAGCGAAUAGCGAUAGUGCUCAGACCAAUGGUAAAAAAUUGAAAGAGCAGUUGGAAUAUAGCGACUUUCACCAAUGGACCACAAACACCAAAGAAAAUAGUUAUCAUUUCUAUAGUUCUAGAUAUCUCAAUAGAUACAAUAAACCUCUCAAAAAGUUUCAAAAAAUAAUAUUGAAUGAUGUUAUUCCAAAACAAUUUUCUCCUCAAAAAGUGUACUGGUCUCAAGUUUUCCAAGCCAGCAAAUCGCUUUAUAGCCAAUUUGGUAUUGCCGGUUAUAACAAUAAUGGAAUCAUCAAAAUAUACGAUGCUAGAUAUGUUGCAAAUAGCGAUCUGAUAACAACCACCGAAAGAAGCUCUGCCAUCCAGCAAUGUAAAAACUAUUACUCAAAAGGCAUCCAACAAUUUAUAAUUGAACGUCGGAUCUUCAAUGUAAUGAACAAAUACCAACCAGAGUAUCUUCCAGCACUCUUGUGCGAUAGUCGUAUGGAGGGAACAUAUAAUUCGAACAAUAAAUCAUAUUCGCCAAAUGGACCAUUUUUAUUCAUGGAGCAUUUGGAGGACCACCAAAAUUUAAUUGAGGAAACAGAUUUAAAAAGAGUUGCUAACCAAGGGUUAUGUGUUUUGAAAACCUUUUACCAAAAUAACAUUAUACAUGGCGAUAUAAAACGUUCAAAUUUGAUUGUCAAUUUUCAAAACAACAAAAAUACAAUCAAAUUCUGGUAUAUUGACUUUGGGUUUUCAAAAUCUUUUAAAAAAACUAACACAUCUUAUACUUUGGGAGAAAAUGACAAGUAUAAAGACAAAAUUCAAAUGAAAUUAGAUGACAUAAAUGGACAUAAAUGGACAUAA
This is a messenger RNA of Ascoidea rubescens DSM 1968, 858 nucleotides long. RefSeq lists its product as uncharacterized. Gene Ontology annotation, biological process: protein phosphorylation. Bases 1 to 858 code for a protein of 285 amino acids. Lineage: Eukaryota; Fungi; Ascomycota; Saccharomycetes; Ascoideales; Ascoideaceae. The record is from RefSeq and is a predicted model, not a curated record. Gene Ontology annotation, molecular function: protein kinase activity; ATP binding. The transcript has 2 exons.